AGUCGGGUUCCCCAUCCAUCGUUUCAAGAGAGAGAAAAAAAAGGUCUCAGCGCAACAAAAGACAAGAAGUCGGAAAUGGAUUUGACAGAUCUGGACUUGACCAAUCUCAGCGGGACCUUGGUAUAAAGGCGAGAUACUGUAUCGAUUCGGAUGGUUGUGGGAAGGCGCCGGGCUGAACUUUCUGACGUGACUUCGCCGAGCAAAGCCUCGAGCAGCCCGUUCGCGAGGCAGCCGAGCGCGCGCUCCUUUCUGUGUACUCGGUGGAUUGUGGCAAAUUCCUUUGUAAUGUUAAAAUGAAGUCGGAAGAGGGAAAAGGCUGAUUAAAACUAAGCGAUGAGACCAUUGCUUCGAGAAAAACAAACAAACAAAAAAAACCCCUCUCCCUUAGAUUUAGAAAAGAACGGUGACUCAAAUCGUAGAUGUUUUAUUUCAGACAUGGCACUGUAAGAUUUUUAUUUUAUUUUUUUUUGUAGUUAGACUACUUUUGCGCUGAUGGGAGGACUCUGAGGUAAAUAAUGUGCGAAAGGUGCAGCCUUACAGGAAACUAGUUCUACCUCGUUUCGUAACUCAGAACGCGAUAAUGCGAAGAAAUGGUUGACCACACUGAGGUGACCGUGCAUGUUUUAACAUGUGCAGGUUUUUAAAAGGAAUCGCAGAGGGACAGACCGGACAGCAGGGCAUCCUCUGUCGUCUUGCUUUCCCACAAGCCGCUUUUGGCGGACCCGGUAGCCUGGGACUACCUGUAGUCCGACCAUGGAUUGCAGCCCGGCAGCCAUCGACAGCACCAUGGUACAGAGAGGAAAUUCGCUGCUUGUUGAGGCUCGGUUGCAGGGCGGAGCGCCCUGGGGUUUCACGCUCAAAGGUGGCCUGGAGCACGGAGAGCCGUUAAUCAUCUCAAAGGUAGAGGAGGACGGCAAAGCCAGAUUGCUCCAAUACCCUCUCCUGGUGGGGGAUGAAGUGGUGGUUAUUAAUGGUGUGGAGCUGAGUGGAUUCAGACAGGAAGCCAUUUCUCUUGUCAAAGGAUCUUACAAAACACUACACCUCACUGUGCGCAGAGAGGGCUGUGCAGGUCUGUGCUGUAGUGAGCCCCACCCUCUCCCCCUGUCUUCAGGCCAGAGAACACGCAAAGAUCGAUGCACCGGAGGAGUUCAGUUACGCAUCAAACAGAGGCGCAGUGAGCCUGGAUCUCGUCCCCAUUCCUGGCACUCUGCUAAGCUGGGUGAGGGCCCUCUGGUCCCUGACAGCAUGAUGCAGAUAUCCCAGGGUGCUGUGGGAGCUCCCUGGCACCAGAGCUACCACUCCAGUGCCUCCACCACAGACCUGUCAAGCUAUGAAGCAGGCUUUUUGAGGAAAAGUCCAGACCAGUACAGUUCACGAGGCAGCAUGGAAAGUCUAGAUCACACUCACCCAGCCUACAGUUCUUGCAACCAGCUCUCGGCCUCCAAAUCCUCCAACAGCAUUGAUCACCUGCACAGCAAGCGUGAUUCUGCAUACAGUUCCUUUUCUACCAGCUCGAGUAUCCCAGAGUACCUUGCGGCUGCACCAUCAUUUACCAAGGAGCGGUCAUAUUCUAUGGAGAGUGUUCCGCAACAUAAAAUUGCAGAGGGCAUGCAGCAGGCAGAUAUCCGCUAUGUCCGCACCAUUUAUGACACCCAACAGGGUGUGUCUGAAGAGCAUGAGGUCUCUUCUGCAGCAUUGCAGAAGACCAGAGAAAGCAGGGCACAGUCCAGAAGUGGAAGCUCUCAAGGUGGGGUUUGUCAUCGUGCCAACAGCAGCGGUACCGGCAUCAGCAGUGGUGGCACCUCCACAUCUCAUCGCCACAGUGUGGGGCCAGUAUGGGGCCAAUCACACAACUCAUAUGAAAACCUUAAAGGGGCACCAGCACCUCCCUUACGCAGCGACAGCUAUGCAGCCAUCCGGAACCAUGAGCGGCCCAACUCAUGGUCGAGUCUUGAGCAGGCUCGGUCUUUACGGGCCCUUCACAAAGGCUCUUGGCAUCACUCCAGUGGAUCUGUGGCAUCAGGCAAGUCGUCUUUUGGAGUUGAGGGUCAGCUUCACACUGUUAUAGAAAAAAGUCCAGAGAGUAGCCCCACAAUUAAGCCCAAACAGAGCUUUCCAUCUGCCUUGCAGUCUGGAAGGGCCAUGCUGCCAACUAGUGUCUAUCCUGUCCCACAACCAGAGCCACAUUUUGCACAGAUACCUACUAAUAACCCCAGCUCCAGUAGUGUGUACCCUGCACUUGCUAAGGAGAGCAAGCAUGCCCCUAAGAGGGAACCCAGUGGGGUAUCAGAAACUGGAGUCAGGGCAGCAGUAGAAAAUGGAUACCAAAGCAUUGCAUCCUACUCCAGCACUGUCCAACCCCAUGCUACACAACCCAAACAGUCCAGCCAGGUGGAAGAUGACCCCCAAGCCAAAUAUGGUUUUUACAAGUCCCAUUUACAACCACAGGGGCACACGCCUCCAGCAUCAUCCUUGGGACAGGAAAGGAGAGACCCUUUCACCCCUGUUCAGCCAAGGAGGGACAGGCCUAGAUACUCACAUGGCAUGGACAUUAUGGAGACCUACAGACAACCAAGAGAGGAAGAGCAAAGCAAAUGUCCAGAACAAAAUGUCCAUCUUCAGUCAGUUCACACACCCUUUGCGCAGGGACAGGUUUCACAACCUCAAAAAGCCAACACAGCCCAAGCACAAGCAAGCGAGCAGAGAAUCAGCUCUGCAGGAAGGUUUAACAGUGACUCCACUCCCUACCAACAGAAUGACCAGGAUCUGGAUCACCCACUCACCCGACUGGAAAAUGCACUAGCAGAGGUCCAGAGAUGUGCUAGCCCACAAAGUACAAGUAGUCAGUGCAGCUUCCAGAGCAAACGUAGCAUGUCUGUGCUGGAGAAAGUCAGUCACUUUGAGAGACAGCAGACCAAACCACGCAGUCACAGCUGCCUCUCCAAUUACAGCUCUUCAGCUCGUCCACAUCAGGCUGUCCGCAGUGCAAAGACCACCCCCUGUGGUCUGGAGGAUCUACAGAACGCUUUCCCUCAAGAAAGAAGCCGGAGUGCCUCUGCAAUUGCAAGCCAUGAGGGAAGUAUGGAAGCACAGGAUUUGCAACCGAAGUAUGGAAGCACUGAUCAGGCUCAACACAGGAAGCCACAUGACCUGCACAGGAGCAAGAGCUCCUUCCAGCUUGGUGAGGAAAACGGCAAAGAUCUUCACAGGAGCAAAAGCACUUUUCAACUUGGUGAGGAAAAUGGCAGAGACGUCCCAUGGAAAGAUGACAUUCAGGACAUCUUAGGCACAAUUCAGGACACAUCCUUUAAUAGGGCAUACAGGGACAGCAUCAAGGAUGCUCAGUCCAAGGUCCUAAGAUCCACUUCAUUUCGAAGACGAGACUUGAACAUCAAUCCUCCUCCUGUGCCUGUCAAGCACAUGUCUUUGGAAAGGAAAGGACCUAAGAUGAGCCCCAAACCCACAAUUUCUCCACACACUCCUAAAGAACGACAUGUUGUCCCUGUUGAAGUAGCAGAUAAAACUGUACCUCCAGAGCUUCCCAGUGUCCCACCAGUAGGGCCUUCAGUCAUGAGGAUAUGUGGACGAAAACGACUGACCAUGGAACAGAAGAAAUUGUCCUACUCUGAGCCAGAAAACAUACACGAGGUCGGAGUUUACAAUCAAGAGUCUAGCCCAUUUCAGAGAAGGGCACCACAGCAGUUUUUGCUUCCUGAGACUAGUGUUGCAGAUCGACGCAGGAUGUUUGAACUGGCGGCUAGUCGCAGUGCGGACCCCAAACCAGCCACCUCAAGAACUGAUUUGAAGCAGAUGCAGCAGGAUGCUUUGGCUGAGUAUGUAGAGCGCAAGACUGGCCGACGGAUAGAUGGACGUCCACAUCGCCCUCUCAGUGCUUACAUGCAGUCAGCUUCUUCGAUGGACACUCAGAGCCUUACAUCCACCCCCAGUCUAUGUUCUCUUCAAGAGCCAGGACUAGAGAGCAUCUCUGUAAUUAACCUCCAGCCCUCAGCCUUCACAGCCAACAAGCUGCGCUCCUACUACCCUAACAGGGGCACCCAAGCUCAGCCUCAACCUGAAAUUUACCAGCCUGACCAUAGGCCACAUGGCCAGACCACAGAGCCUCAAAAACCAGAAAAGGGGCCUGUCUCAGUUCAGGCCCCAGGCCUAGUCCUAGAGCCCUUCCACACUGACUCUGCUUCUCAAAGCAUAAAUGCUUUUUUUGAAAGAGGUGUCGCAACUAGGUGUUCAGGCAAGUCAGCUUCUGCAGAGGACCUCCUGGACCGCAAGGCAGACCGUCCAGUUUCACAUCACUUCAGAUCACGAUCCACCCCAGUUGUAGAGAAAUACGAUCAGGACUUCAUGGCCAGAGAGCGCACACUGUUAGGGCUCAUCUCAAAAGAGCCCCCUGAUAACAGGGCUUCAGGGGACGAGGCACCGGUCCGCGAGGAGAGAGGGCAGCUGCAGGACGAAGGUCGGAGCCAGCCCAGCGUUCCCGCUAUCCGCCGGGACAGGCAGCGGCUCUCGGAACGGCCGCGGGCGCACAGCGCCACAGGCCUGGCCGCCUCCGUGGGUCUGCCCUGCCCCUUCUCACCCGCGGGUUCUCAGCCCUUGUGCGAGGCAGAGUGCCAGCCCAAUCUGGAUGCCAUCGCUUUCCCUGGCGUCAUCCAUGAGAACGCGAAGAGCUCGUUCGGGGUGUCGGAAAUUGCCGACGACGCGGGCGAUUGCAGGGGCACUCUGAAAUCACCGGGCUCGCGGAAGACGGCAGCACCAGAGACUGCCUCUGACGUUUCAGCUUCACACCCAGAGGACAAAGCCACAGGCCCGCAAGCAUCUUUGUGCUUUCAGCCAUCUCCUCAGCCAUUCCAUACUGGAUCACCAGCAGAUCCCAAGAGCCCCGCCUCUCCUACUAUGUCCCUCCCCUCUUUACGAAUCUCAGAGUCCAAUAUUCAGUUUGCUCAACCCCCAGACAUAUCUCAGGAGGACGAUGAGGUAUUUUUAGCCACGCCCUCCUCAUUACCAACCCCACUGCCAAUCAGAGAGACAGAAAUCACAGAGGACAUCCUCCCUUCUCCUCCACCAAUCGUCCCCCAGACAAAGGAAGAGGCACAGGACCUUACACCUCAGGAACCACAAAGCGUAAACAGCAUCUCCGACUAUCAGCCGGAGCUGACUUCCCACCAAGAUAACGAGGAACACUUCCAUGACCUGUCAUCUCCGUCAGUGACCCCUGACUCUAAUUGGACUCCGGUCGGAGCCAGCAUGACUCGUAAUGGCAAAACUGCUCCGCAGUGCCCCGAGAGGCACGUCACAGAGGAACAGGCGGAAGAGGAGGAGGAAGCAGCCCCAGAAAACCUCGGCCUCGAGUCGGCCCUGCUGGCCAGGAGAAAGCGCUCGGUAGCAGAGGUGCACGUGGAGGCACUGGCCCGUGAGCUGCUUCACAGAGAUGAGGCUCUCGCUCUGCUCCUGGAGACCUGGGCAAGCACCAGCACACUGGACCUGAUGGAGGGCCUUUUCCCUUCCUACUUCCCGUCUCCACGGCAACAGCAUAGCGACAGCCCCUGCUGUCUGGAUGAGAGGGCUCCCGAUGUUUCGGGUGUGGCAGAUGAUUCUUAUGAGAAAACCAUCAAGGAAAGAAAAGAAACCAAUCUGGAUGAGGAGGAAUCUGAUCUCAACCACAAGAAGGGGGAGCUGCUGCGGGCCCUGGGGGAGAGCUUGGCGGUUCUGCGGGCGGAGCGGGCAGGUCUGGUGGAGCGGGAGCGGCACUAUCGGGCGCUGGGUCAGGACACGGAGGCUCUGGUCCAGCAGUGCUGCCGGCCUAACGAGCGCGAAAAGUACUGCAUGUUCGUCGGGGACCAGGAGAAGAUCGUCAACCUGCUGCUAUCUCUGAGUGGGCGUCGCGCCCGCGUGGAGAACGCCCUCAGCGCCCUGGGCAACGAGCCGGACCAGGACAGCGCCGAAGAGAGGGAGGACGCGCGAGAGCUGAAGGAGAACCUGGACCGGCGCGAGCGCGUGGUGCUGGACUUCCUGGCCGGCUACCUGAGCAGAGCGCAGCUGCGCAACUACCAGCGCUACGUCCGCGCCAAACCUGCCCUCCUCAUCCGCCAGCGCCACUUGGACGGGCUCAUCCGCCAAGGCGAGGAGCAGCUGCAGAGGCUGAGCGAGAGCAUGCCCCCGGAGCUCCGCCCACCAGGCUUAGACCCCGCCUCUUCUUCUGCCGAUAGGCCAGAGGGCUCCAACCUCCCCGCCCACUCGCCACGCCCCCCCACUGUGACAGCGCUUUGACGUCGCUCUUCAGCACGGAAAGCCGCUGCCAAGGAGGAAAACGCGAGGAGAUGAAAGUGAGAGAAGGAAAAGGACGGAGAGCGCGAGAAGGAAGUGAUGGGGAAGGAAAGAAGGGCAAAAAAAAAAGAUUAAACGGAGAAAGAAAAAAAAAAAACAAGUGAGAAACUUUCAAAUUCUUUCCCUGUGACAACACCCACGUGGUGCCUUAACCGAAGGUGUUCAGGCCAGAACGAAGGACAACGGUACCGCCUCACUAGUCCGUUUCCGUUAGGAAGCGUCGCUCGUUCUGACCUGCGUGCCUCCUUCCGCAAUGGCCUUUUACACCAGCGCACUGCAUCAGACCCGUGGCCCUGCCGACGGCUGACCUGAGCAGCACAGCCGGACCCCCAACACAGCCCAGCGAUGCAAAACGCGUUCCGUUAUAUGACUCCGUUACACGUGCUUCGAUGGGAGUUCAGCUGGCCACACGACUGUGGUUACUGUGGCAAUACUGUGUGCAAUCACUUCCUGACAGAGUCCUGACAUGCACGUAACAGGUCUAUCACUUUAGGAAAGAACUGGCUGUUUUUCACAAUGCUGUAGUCUCCUUCUCACACACACACUCAAAUAAUAAGCACAAACUCUGUGCUUUAAGUGAGUCACCUAUCCUCAAAUUGCUUAAACUGCUCAAAGGCUGCAAUGACAUCAGCAACUGCAAUAAUUAUUUAUAAAUAGCCUAUAUAUGAAAAUGUGUGUAAUAUGAACAUGUACUAAGAGGUCUGUCCUAACCUCUUAAACGCCUUAAAGUGUAGAGAAAUAAAUACAUUCUAUAUUUUAUAAAACAGCAUAAGGCCCAUACAUGAAAAAUGCAGUUUUCAGGAUGAAUUGAUUUUUGGAUUCUCAGUUGGCUUUAAAAGGAAAAGGUGCUCCUGUGUCUGAACCAUUAAAAGCUGUUCAUUAGAGACAAAGUGGUGUUUUGAUUGCAUAUUUAGUUUUCCGUCUCCCAUAAAUAACGAAUAGGAAUCACACUUGGAUUAUUAUGCUUGUAUUCUGUUCAAAUAUACGCUAUAUGACCCGAUACUGUAAACGCUGCUGGUUUUCAUAGUUUAAAUAAGCCCAUCGCUUACAAAAAUGUUAGCCACCUUUUGUUAUUUUUUAUUUGUUGUUCUGUUCACUGUUCAUCAGGUCUGUUGGCUUUUGUGCAGACAGACACCAGUGAUGGUACCGUUGGUACAUUACUUUCAUUGUGUUUGUUAGAUGUAGAAUUUCAGACCCAACUUGGACUGGACCGUUGAAGUGCUGUGUUUUGUUCUUUUGGCAAAUCGCACCAUAAACAGGCCGUCACAUUGCGCUGUUUAAGAGGAGAAAGGAAAAGCAGACGCAUUCUAUAAAAAUAAAUCUAUUUUUUAAAAA
Molecule: messenger RNA, 7674 nt
Organism: Electrophorus electricus (electric eel)
Lineage: Eukaryota; Metazoa; Chordata; Actinopteri; Gymnotiformes; Gymnotidae
Source: RefSeq, a predicted model, not a curated record